AGAAAAAGCCAAAGUGAGAACAAGUAUGGCCAUGGCUGAACCACCAUCAUCAUCAUCAUAUAUAUAUAUAAAGAAACUGCAAAAUAACAUUAUUUUAUCACUACAUAUAUCGAGGAAAGAAAAACACCCAAGAUAAAAAGAUUUCAAAUUUUUAGCUUGAAUUUCAAAAUUUGGGGAAAUUUGAGGAUGUGGGGUUUUGGGGGAAAGUAUUAUUGGGGAAGAAAAGAGAGAGGAAAAGUUGAAGGUAUAGUGGUGGUGUUCGCAUGGUUGUCAAGUAAAGAUCGAUACGUCAACAACUAUGUUGAUCUCUACUCAUCUCUUGGAUGGAAAUCCCUUGUUUGUCACUCUCAAUUUCGUAAUAUGUUUUUUCCUGAUAAAGCUGCAGCACUGGCAGCAGAGAUUGUGAACGAGCUUGUUAAGGAGCUUAAAGUUAGACCAUGCCCUGUUGUCUUUGCAUCUUUUUCAGGUGGACCCAAAGCAUGCAUGUAUAAGGUUCUCCAGAUAAUCGAGGGCAAAUAUGAAGAACAUACCAAUCUGGGUGAGUUCCGACUUGUUAGAGACUGUCUUUCGGGCUAUAUUUUCGAUUCUUCUCCAGUUGACUUUACUAGUGAUCUGGGUACUAAAUUUAUACUACAUCCAAACGUUCUUGGAAUGUCACGCCCUCCUCGCCUAGCCUCAUGGAUAGUAAAUGGAAUUGCUUCCAGUAUGGAUGCCCUCUUCCUUAAAAGAUUUGAAUCACACCGUGCCGAAUUUUGGCAGACUCUAUAUGCUUCUGUUAGCACGGGAGCUCCGUAUCUCAUAUUGUGCUCAGAAGAUGAUGAUCUUGCUCCUUGCCAAACUAUUUGCAAUUUUGCUCAGCGACUUAAAGAUCUUGGCUCUGAUGUCAAACUACUAAAAUGGAGUAGCUCCCCUCACGUAGGUCACUAUCGGUACCACCAAAAUGAAUACAAGGCUGCAGUGGCUGAGCUUCUUGGAAAAGCUGCUAUGAUAUAUUCUCAAAGAAUUCGUCAGCUUGAAGGGGAGAAGAUGGUGUUGGAAGGGUCACAUGAUGGAAUCUCUGAGCCUCUAGGCAAUCUUAGAAAAGCCGCUGCUACUGCAAAUCAAAGCUUCCAGAGCAUUUCCCUUGAGAUAAAUGACCACUUCUUAGUACCCAACUCUGUGGAGUAUCAUGAGGGCAGUAAUGGCGGGUCAGUUCAGCACGAACAGAAAGAACGAUACAUUCCCCUAUCAACCCCACCAAAAAUCAAUGCUCAUGGUGUUCUUGGUCAAGUUCUAUUUGAUGUGUGUGUCCCAAAGGUUGUUGAAGACUGGGACAUAAGGUCAUCGCCAACUUUCAGGAAGGCAUCAUUUGCAUCAACUCGAAGGCAUUCACCUUUCAAUCCUAUGAAAUGCAUUCGCCGUUCAAGAUUGUAGGAUUUCCAGUUCAUGAUCUUAGUGAAGAGAAUAUCAAGAAUACACGGGACAUGAGAAUGCCAUCGAAAAAGAAAAUCGAGACUGACUCUGAGGCUUGCUUGUUCAUUUUGUUGGCGAAAUAAGGACAACUCUCAGGAAUCCAGAGGUACAUUACUUAAAUCGGCUAAAUGUAAGCCUAAUUUUGGACAGAUUUUGCUGCGAAAAAAAGAUAAAAUUUAACAAAGUGUUAAUGUUGUGAAGGUUUCCAUCUUCAUUUGUUGCAUUACUCUGAUUGUACAGAAUUUCACUUUGCUGAUGUAGAAUAUAAAUUUAUAUUUUUUUGCUUCAAGAAUCAGAAGUGAUUUCAAACAGUCACAAGGGAGGGUGACUGACUUUA
This is a messenger RNA of Solanum lycopersicum (tomato), 1789 nucleotides long. RefSeq lists its product as uncharacterized. Lineage: Eukaryota; Viridiplantae; Streptophyta; Magnoliopsida; Solanales; Solanaceae. The record is from RefSeq and is a predicted model, not a curated record.